GUGAUAAACUCAUGCUCUGGCCCUGGGGCUGGGCUGUGGGCAGAGGAGCAGUGCUGCAGCGUCUAAAAUGCAGGUUCUGCUUCACACCCCUCUGGAGCUGGGGGCUCCUCCUGAUAGCCAAAGCCCAAAUGCUUUCCCUCCUCAGCUGGAAUGGGGAGGGGAUGCUUUCCCUGGCUGUGGGAGGGAAUCCCAUAGACCCUGCUAAGCCCCUAAAAAUCCAUACUGGACACAGGGAAACCUGAGACUCCCACCUGGCCCUGGCCCAGCCCCAGCCGGCCAGCUUUCCUCUUCUGAACUCUUAAAAUAAUCCCUGUCUCCAUGAAGUGCCAAAAGUGUUUUUAAAGCCUGGUUCCAGGAGCUGGUGAAGGGAAUGGGAAGGAAAGGAGCAAGGGGGCAGCAGGAGUAGAAGAGGGAAUCAAUGUGCACAGUGUGCAGCAGAAGUACAGCUGCUCUCCAGCUCUCUUUAAAGGAGUAAAGUGCUGAAGAUCACACUGCCUGUUCCCCACAACCUGGUUCCCCACUGCCUCCAUCCCCUCGUGCCAGGAUCUGCUGCACUGCUGGGCCAUGGAGGAGCAGGUGCAGGAGGAGAUGCCGCCAGCCCAGCACACAGGAGGCCACCACCCCGUGCAGGAGGGAGAGGUGUUCAACACGCGAUACCAGGCACUGCGUGAGCUGGGCUGCGGCGCCUUUGCCACCGUCUGGCUGUGCCAGGACAUGAGGAGGAAGAAACAAGUAGCUGUGAAGGUCCUGAAAAGCAGGGAAGGCUUUGCUGAUACUGCCCAGGAUGAGGUCACUCUCCUCCGCUGUGUGAACUGUAUGAAGAAGAAGGAUCGAGCAGGAGAAAAUAUCGUCUCUUUGUUAGAUGACUUCAGAAUGAUUGGAGAGAAUGGCUUCCAUAUGUGCCUGGUAUUUGAGGUGCUGGGUCCUUCCCUGCGAUGUCUGAUGGGAAACUACACAACUCAGGGACUGCCUUUGCCUUUUGUGAAAAAAUCUUUACAGCAGGUGCUGGCAGGGCUGUACUUCCUGCACAAGCGCUGCCGCAUCAUCCACGCGGACAUCAAACCGGAGAAUAUCCUACUGUAUGGACACGACAAAAGCCUCCAAAGGCUUCUCGUGGAUAUGCUUGACUGUGGCCAGAGAACACAUGUGAAGCUGAAGGGAGCAGGAGGUGAUCCUGGCAAUCAGUUGGAAGAAUCUGAUUUAAUGAGCAUAGAAGUGAAAAUUGCAGAUCUAGGCAGCGCGUGCUGGACAUACAAGCCCUUCUCCAAGGAGAUACAGACCCAGCCAUACCGUGCCCUGGAAGUGCUUCUUGGAUUAGACUAUGGCACUCCUGCGGAUAUCUGGAGCACAGCCUGCCUGGCAUUUGAAAUGGCAACUGGGGAGUGUCUAUUUGAUCCUCAACCUGGGAAAUAUUUCUCCAGAGAUGAUGAUCAUGUUGCUCGUAUUAUCGAACUCCUGGGAAGAAUUCCUCCUCAAAUUGCUUUCUCAUGGAACAAGUCAACAAAAUUUUUCAGCAGGCCAGGCGCGCUCCUGCGGUUCUCCCGGCUCUGCCCCCGCAGCCUCCCCGGCACCCUGGCGGACCGGCACGGCUGGACCCCGCGGGCGGCGGCCGCCUUCGCCGCCUUCCUGCUGCCCGCGCUGCACUACGCGCCCGAGCGCCGCGCCAGCGCCGCGCAGAGCCUGCGGCACGCCUGGAUCACCGCGCCGUGACCGGGCCUGCCGGCGGGGGCCAGACCGCCCUCCCGCCGGGGCGGCGAGGCCACGGCGGGAGCUGCUGCCCUCCCACCGCCCCCGGUGCGCGGCCUCCUUCGAGCGGCCCCGGCUGAGCAUCCCCAGCGUUAUCCCGCCGCGCCCGGGCUCCGCUCUCUUCCUCUCGCGUCCCUGCAGCGCUGCGAACGGCACAGAGCGCUCCCUCCGUGCACUGGCACCGGGCAGAGCCCCCCGGCCGAGCGCGGGCAGAGAGCGCCGCGGGGCCCCUCCUCCCGCCGAGGGGCCGCCCCUCCGCCUCACGGCCCCCGCGGCCUUUGUUCGGGGCUCCUGGGACGGGGUCCGGCCGGCUGUGGGUGCGCUGGCCCCGCCGCCCCGGCCCGGGCGGGGCGGGUCCCGGUCGCGGCCCCGGGCGGUGCCCCCGGGACCCCUCGCCGGGA
This is a messenger RNA of Pseudopipra pipra, 2147 nucleotides long. RefSeq names its product SRSF protein kinase 3-like. The record is from RefSeq and is a predicted model, not a curated record. Gene Ontology annotation, biological process: peptidyl-serine phosphorylation; intracellular signal transduction; regulation of mRNA processing. The coding region runs from base 565 to 1710 and encodes 381 amino acids. Gene Ontology annotation, molecular function: protein serine/threonine kinase activity; ATP binding. NCBI's taxonomy places the organism in Eukaryota, Metazoa, Chordata, Aves, Passeriformes, Pipridae. Gene Ontology annotation, cellular component: cytoplasm; nucleus. The transcript has 11 exons.